UUUUGAGGAUAUGUAAGUUUUGAUUAAUAUAAAAUAUGUCUUCAUAGGAGAAUUUAAUGUUAACACUAUACAUUAAUACACUUAACAUCCUUAUAUCUAAAUACAACUACAUUAUGGGUUGUUUGAAACUGCUAAAAUAUUUCAUAAAAGUUCACAGUGAGCUGAUUUAUGUGAUUUAAAAAUGGAAGAAAUAAUGUGAGUAAAUCAGAGCACGUACAAUAGAGUAGGGAAGUUGUUAAUUUAUGGUCUUCCUUAAUAUUUUUCUCUUAGACAGGAACCUUUGGUCUUUAAUAAAUUAACAUACCUGCACCACACAGAAUUAAAAACCACCUCAUUUUAAAGGUUCAGUUAUUAAAAUCUGUAAAUAUGCAGUACAUUGAGGGGCUGGGAUUCACAGUAGAACUACUGCAGUAAUCAACACUGCAGCUCUCAUGUCAGUCACGAUGAAGUUCAAGUCAAAACACUCCAGGGAAAGACUCUGAUCAGCAAACGUAUCUGGCUCAUGUUUGUGCCAGACACAGUAUCGACAGUAACGGCCAAGACAAGACAAGUAAAGUUCAUUACUGACACAACGUAAAUCACUUUAAUACAUUAAUAAGCUUUGCCAGGUAAUGUUUGCCACAAGUAUCUUAUAUCUUCAUAUGUAUUCAUGUGUGAGCACAUGUUUUCAUCUAGUUAGUGUCAGAUUUGAGUUGGUGACUGAAUUCUUCAUGUACAGAUAGAAAGGGUUUGAUUUGUGAUCCAGAAAGCUCUUGUGUGUCUGUGAAUGUGUUACUGGGGCUUUAUUAACUCAGCCAUUUCACUCCACUGGGAAGACGUCGGAUCUCUUUAACUGGUGGACCCCUAUCUGUGAAUGGGUAUGCACCAUUAAUAGCAUCACUUUCAUGUAAGUGGCCCUUGUCAGAGCUUCAGCUGACACCUCAACAGCCACUAGUUUGCUCAUUCUAGGCAACUAUGACCACGUGAAAAGCUCAAACCAAUUAUGGCCCCUGGUAGCGGCUUACGCCCGGGCUCAUCUUGUGUGGAGGGAUUUCUGUAAAUUGGAUCAGGCUACUUACAGGGGCUUACCAUGACGUACUGCAACUUUGAGUUUAAUCAUGAGGAUCCUCGGCAAUCUUCCGCCUCUCAGAGAGAACGGAACAUCACGAUUAGCCUCACCCGCGUGUCAAGGAAGGAAAACUUGGUAAAAGUUGAGUAAAACAAAGCUUUGUGGAAUUUGAAGUUUCCGUCACGAUGGGAGAGGAGAAAGAUUUGAAGAAAUAACGCUCCUGUGCUCCACUGGGGUCGUCCAGGGUUCUUCACCUCUGCUCCUUGGCUGUGGGAUGGAUUACCGCCUGAGCUGAUUCUGCUUCCUGCUGGACCAGCGAGAGGAGACCCUGUUAACAAAGAGAGAGGGAAACUAGGACUAACAGGUUGGCGCCAUCAAGAGCACAUAUCCAAAGUGAGUUGCAAACUUUGAAAAUCUUGGAGUUCCUGCUGACCUACAUCGUCGUUUGAAUCCUCUUUUUCUGCUCAGGCAAGGACACAACUCGGAUUGAACAAUGGCUCUGAUGUUGGUCAAGUUCGAUCUGAAAAAGCGAGUGAAGCUCGCUCAGACGGUCUGGUUCAUGUACUGGUUUGCUGUAAUGGCCGGCGUGCUGGUUUUCAGCAUGGGCCUGUUUUUUAAGAUAGAGCUGAGAAAGCGAUCGGAACUCAUGGACAACAACGAGAGCCACUUCUUACCCAACCUGCUCAUAUUCAUGGGUCUAAUAACGUGCGGCAUCAAUGCCUUUGGAGGAAAGGUCUGCUACGACUCACUCGACCCUUCCAAGUUCGUAAAGUGGAAGCCCAUGUUGAAGACCUUCCUGGUGUUCUGUGUGGGCUUGAACGCCUUGCUGCUCCUGACGGCUCUGCUGUGCUUCUUGAUGAGGAUCCCUCUGCAGUUCACCCUGGCCGAGGGGCUGAGGAACGGCAUGAAGUUCUACAAGGACACGGACACACCGGGUCGCUGUUACAUGAAGAGGACCCUGGACUUGAUGCAGAUAGAGUUUCGUUGCUGCGGGAACGAGAACUACAGAGAUUGGUUUGAGAUUCAAUGGGUCAGCAACCGCUACCUGGACUUCAGCGCGAAGGAAGUCAAAGACCGCAUCAGCAGCAAUGUGGACGGCCAGUACCUGAUGGACGGAGUCCCCUUCAGCUGCUGUAACCCCAGCUCCCCGAGACCCUGCAUCCAGCUGCAGAUGACCAACAACUCUGCCUACUACAGCUACGACCACUACACCGAGGAGCUCAAUGUGUGGAAGCGUGGCUGCAGUGACGCUCUGCUGUCCUACUACGGCGGCUUGAUGAACACCAUCGGAGCCUUAGUGUUGCUGAUCACUAUGCUGGAGGUUGCCGUGACUGUGGGUCUGCAGUACGUCAACAGCUCCCUGUCCACCCUGGCCAACCCGGAGGACCCAGAGAGCGAGAGCGAGGGCUGGAUCCUGGAGAAGACGGUGAAGGAGACGUUCACCGAUAUCAUGGCCAACAUGAAGGCCAUGGGCAAAGGAGGCAAGGUGGAGGAGGGCGGCGACGCACCAGCGGAAAGCUGAGCGAGCCCCUCCUGCAAAAACUGACACCACUUCCACCGGAAGAGGAGAGCGAGGGGACGUGUGAGAUCUUUUUUCUACCAACAUUUAUUAUUAUAUAGACACUACCCACACACACAUUUGGCUUUGAACUCCUUUUAAACGGAUUCCUUUACAAAUGGACUGGCAUUGAUAAAAUACUGUAUAUCCAAACGUAGAGGGAGAUCACGAGUAGAUCGAGUUGUGUUUUUGAUUUUGCCCCAAUUAAACAAGCUCUGUCUUUUGCUUCACAGCAAUCUAUUCAAGAGGUUUUCAGUUUUGGUGUCUGAUGUUCUGUGGAUUUGGAUUUAUUGGUUUUUCCAAAAAAAAAAAAAAAAGGUGCAAAUGGACAAGUCAAGUAAAUACGGACUGUGUGUGAGCAUUAGAGCCCGACUGAUAGGAAUCUUUGGGGCUGAUACUGAUAUCAAAUAUUUAAAGAGGAAUUGAAGGUGGUGUUAACAGACUCUUAUCAGAGCAAAAUGGAAUUGAGGCAUGAUAUUUUACACGUUAAUAUAAAUAACUAUAAAUAA
Paralichthys olivaceus (Japanese flounder) is the source of this 3115-nucleotide messenger RNA. It is a transcript of the gene prph2a, whose product is annotated as peripherin 2a (retinal degeneration, slow). Gene Ontology annotation, biological process: visual perception. NCBI's taxonomy places the organism in Eukaryota, Metazoa, Chordata, Actinopteri, Pleuronectiformes, Paralichthyidae. The record is from RefSeq and is a predicted model, not a curated record. Gene Ontology annotation, cellular component: plasma membrane.